UGACUCCUUGCUGUUUAAACUCAGACUGUUCGGGGCUGAGGGUCUCGCUUCAACAAUGGCUCUGUUUCCAGGUCUUGUGUGUGUGUGGUUCCUGCUCGCUGCUGCUCUCCACGAAGGGCUCCCCUCGCCCCCCCGGGCCGGUGCCGGUGACUGGGACUAUGUGGAAGUGAGACCCGGGGCCCACAUGUUCUGGUGGUUGUACCCUGCAGACCAGGACAGACCUCUGCCUCUGGUCAUGUGGCUGCAGGGCGGACCAGGAGGAUCAGGAACUGGUUUUGGGAACUUUGAGGAGAUCGGACCCUUAGACAGAGAUCUGCAGCCCAGGAAAACCAGCUGGGUCCAGGCAGCCAGUGUGCUGUUUGUUGAUAACCCUGUGGGAACUGGGUUCAGCUACACUGAAAGGCCGGAUGGAUUUGCCACCAACGUGUCCACGGUGGCCUCAGACAUGCUGGUGCUGCUCCAACACUUCUUCACAAAGAAGCCCGAGUUCCAGAGCGUCCCCUUCUAUAUCUUCUCUGAGUCAUAUGGAGGGAAGAUGGCAGCUGCUAUCUCCUUGGAACUCACAAAGGCCGUAGCUCAAGGCUCGAUGAAGUGCAGCUUUGCUGGUGUGGCACUUGGAGACUCGUGGAUUUCCCCUCUGGACUCGGUCAUGACGUGGGGACCCUACCUGUAUUCCACUUCGCUGCUGGACGAUUAUGGGCUGGCUGACGUCUCCAGUGCAGCGGAGAAAGUGAAGCAGGCUGUGGAGAACGAGGACUUCCUGAAAGCCACUGAGCUGUGGUCUGUGGCCGAGUCUGUGGUGGAGGAGAACACUGAUGGAGUCAACUUUUAUAACAUCCUGACCCAGCAGCCAGACGACAAGUGGACCUCAGCUGCAGGAGAAAGCUUCAUCGCUCUGCAAGCGCGACGACACGUCGGCCGUCUGUACAGGCAGUCACUGAGCGAGCUCAUGAACGGACCAAUCAGGAAGAAACUGGCCAUCAUCCCCCAGAACGUCACCUGGGGAGGGCAGGCAGAGGACGUGUUCAGCAACAUGGCUGGAGACUUCAUGAAGCCCGUGGUGGAGGUGGUGGAGCAGCUGCUGACAGCCGGAGUCAACGUCACGGUUUAUAACGGCCAGCUGGACCUCAUCGUGGACACCAUGGGUCAGGAGAUGUGGGUGAAUCGGCUGAAGUGGGCGGGCCUUCCUUCUUUCAGCAAGCUGAGGUGGACCCCGCUGGAUGACCCGGCCUCCCCGGGCGUUACUGGAGCCUUUUUCAAGACGUACAAGAAUUUUUCCUUCUACUGGAUCCUCCGAGCCGGUCACAUGAUCCCGUCAGACCAGGGAGCCAUGGCCUUACAGAUGCUGAAAAUGAUCACGCAGCAGGACUGAUUGACCCGCUGCACCACCGGGAGCGCUUUGACAAUCACAAUAAUCCUUUAACCUUCCUCAUCUUUCUGUUUGUUUUCUUGUGACACCGUUUCACAUAUCAGUUAUAUUUGAUUAUAGCCUUUUAUGAACAAAUCUGAAAUAAAUCCUGACACAGGGCUGAUGUUUUGUACAAAAUGCAGAUGUUCUUUGAACAUGU
Molecule: messenger RNA, 1568 nt
Organism: Nematolebias whitei (Rio pearlfish)
Lineage: Eukaryota; Metazoa; Chordata; Actinopteri; Cyprinodontiformes; Rivulidae
Gene: scpep1
Product: serine carboxypeptidase 1
Exons: 13
Coding region: 56-1372 (438 amino acids)
Biological process (GO): proteolysis
Molecular function (GO): serine-type carboxypeptidase activity
Source: RefSeq, a predicted model, not a curated record